UCACCAAUCACACCAUUGCAAUAAAGUGCAUUGACCAACCUGCUGUUGCUGUCGACCGAUUUUAGCAGGGAUUGAAUCAGUUGAAUAGAUGUUUGCUUCCGCGUUUAUACUUCGAAGUGACUAGCUUGGCACCGCGAUGCAGCCCGAGUCAUCCGAGUUGUUUUGCUACUCAUUAUUCAACUAAAAUGGCGUCGCUGUUUAUCAAUUAGUUUGUUAAAGUGAACCUUCCUCAGUGAUCGCAUCCGAGUGAGUCAUAAACCGUCAUAGCAAUGACAUUUUUAUAGCACACAGUGAGAAUACGUUUAGAAAACGUUUCGUGGAAGACUAGUUAGUGUGAUUUACAGAGCACAAUAAUGCGCGAAUUCAAAGUGGUCGUGCUGGGUUCGGGUGGGGUCGGGAAGAGUGCUUUGACUGUGCAAUUUGUGUCAGGAUGUUUCAUGGAAAAAUAUGACCCCACAAUAGAGGAUUUCUAUAGAAAAGAAAUAGAAGUGGACAAUUCACCAUGUGUUUUAGAAAUUUUGGAUACUGCCGGCACAGAACAGUUCGCUUCGAUGCGGGAUUUGUAUAUAAAAAAUGGCCAAGGCUUCGUCGUAGUAUAUUCACUAACGAAUCACCAAACGUUUCAAGACAUCAAACCGAUGAAGGAAUUGAUAACACGCGUCAAAGGUUCAGAACGCGUACCUAUAUUGCUCGUCGGCAACAAGGCAGACUUGGAUCAUCAGCGCGAGGUUUCACAGGCGGAGGGCGCGGCACUGGCACAGAUGUGGGGCUGCCCUUUCGUGGAGGCCUCUGCUAAGAGCCGCACGAACGUCAAUGAAAUGUUCGCUGAAAUCGUGCGUGAAAUGAACGUUAGCCCUGAAAAGGAAAAGAAACCUUAUUGUUGUUGUACAGUGCUUUAAUAUUUAGAGUGUAAUGUGGCAUUUAUUUCUCGUAAGACUGCAAAGACGAGGCGGGAGUGUGUCCGCCUCGCCCUGACGGCCGGUUGCCUCCAGUGGGGCGGUCGACGACGGCGCGCCGGCCGCGACUGCUGGACCCAUGGCGGUCGCGAUGCGCGUCAUAUCAUGUUGUUAAUAUCUUUGAUACAUACCAUUGUCCAAUCGAGGUGCUUUAUCUUAUAUUUUCAUACUUUAGUACUGGUAGAUACUCCCGCAGUAACCAUUAUCAUAUAAUAUGAACAAAGUAUCCUAUUUGGGGAGCUUAAAUAUUGCAAAAGACCAUAUUAAUUAGUUUGAUUUUCGUCAUCAUAAACAGAGAUGCAUGCAAAAGAUGUUGGAAUAAAGAAAACAUGUAUUGUAAAGUAAUAUUAGUCAACUUGUAUAUAAUUUCAUGAGAUUAAUGAUGUCGGAGGACAUGGACGGUGUAGAGAAUUUAAAAAGCCAUCCAAAUAAUAUGCAAUAAACUUAAAUGUGUAGAGUGGAGUGAGAUGAGUAAGAGUUUACACCUAAGUCAUGUCACAGACUGUGUUUUAUUGUGUAAAUUAUGUUUAUAUGAGAAAUCAGUAAUCAAGGAAAUACAGUAAGAAUUGUCAGUUGCGUGAUUGUGUUUUAAAAGUCUACCAGGAUUUGUGAUAAUACAUUAUAACAAAGUAUCUAUAAUAAAAGUUUUAAGUGGGAGAUUAAAAAGUGAAGUUUUAUUCUUCAGAUUCAAAGGUAAACACACUAUUUUCAUUAUUACAAUACACAUUAUUGGUGCAAAAUAUUUUAUUACAAAAAAAUUUUGAUUUAAUUAUAUUAUGAUAUUACAUAUUUACUAGUUCCGUCACACAUGAGCAGCAGCACAGGAAAUUCAGUAUUAUACAAUUAUAUCAAUUCCAAUCAUGACCUCUAUAUUACUAUUUAAGUAAUAUUGCUACAGUUCAAACUAAAAUCUGGUAACAUAUUUUAAUGAUAUGUUGUUUUUUAUGCAAUUUGAAAUAGCUAAUAACUGCCCUGCUGAUGGAAGAAAUUACCAUUCCUAGCAAUUAUAAUAUUAUGUCGCAAUGCACUGCAAUUUUUUUGCCUAGAUUAUACAGGUAGAGUGUCUCUAUAGAAAUGCUUCAAGAGAAGCCGAUCAACUUUUUUAUACAAUUUUGAGUGAUAAAUAGUUAUGAGUGAUUCUUUUAUAACUUCCGUAUUUAUUUUGUUUUAUAAAUUUUGCCUUUUUAUUGUGCAAAAACUCAUUUUAAUUAUUAAAUAAUUGAAUAUUGAUCUUGAAGUAUCAAGAUACAUUAUUUGCAUAAAUAUAUAGAACAUUAAUAAAAAAAAAAUGAGUCUGGUAUUGGAAAAUUAGCUGACAAAAAGUUGACCCAUUUUUGAGGGUUGAUGCUCUAUCUAUAUAAUCUAAGUUUCUCUGCUAUAUCCUAUCCUUCAAAUUGAAAACAAACAUGUAAACAUGAGUAGGGCAGACAUGAUUAAAAGCAGACAAAUAUUGUAAAUCUAAAGUUUCUGGUGAAAUAUAUGCAUUCAUAGAUGCUUAUUCAAAACAACCCUAUAUAUUAAAUAUGUAUAUUCUUAUUUGGUUUGAAAUAUUAAAAUUUUCAUGUUUCUUCAGACAAUUCUACUGGAUCUACUGAACUGAUUUAGGCAUAAUUUGUCAUGUUAAAAAUCUUAAUAUGUAUAAUACAAUGCUCCACAUUUUUUAAGAAAUGCAAUACUGCUACAUUUUAUUAAAAUCAGUACCAUUUUUGUGUCAGAUAUAUUUGCUGUACUUAAUAACAAAAUUUAAAUAACAGUAUUUUUACCCAACAUUUAAUUUUUCUUGUAAAUGUAUAAGUUAAUGUUUUAUAUCAUAGUGGGUAGGUUUUAAUAACGAAAUUUAGAUAGCAGUAUUUCACCCAACAUUUAAUUUUUCAUGUAAAAGUUAAUUUUUAUAUCAUAGUGGGUAGGUAUCAAAUUUAAUCAAUAUACUAAGAUAUGCAUUAGUAUAUCUUGUAUUAAUUAGGAAAAAUAAAAUUUUAUUUAUUAAACAAAAAGUAUAAUUAAUGUGUAGUACAAAUAUUAUAUUCUCUACAAAUUGCACUAUUUUAGUAUGACCUAGUAAGCAAUUGAUUGUAAGGACAAGUUUUAUAUUUUAUUUGGUUUCAUUUGCUAUAAGAAGUAUCUUGGGCUCAUAACCUCUGAAUUAUGAAGGUAAAUUUAUAGAAAAUUAUAGGUAGGUAGUAUAUAUAAAAUUAUAGGUAGAUAGUAUAUAUAAAAUUAUAGGUAGGUAGUAUAUAUAAAAUUAUUAAUUAUGUAGGGUAAGAUACCAUAAGAAUUGAUCAAAUACUUGUUAUUUUUUUUUCUGUAGAAAGUAGAUAUUACACAGUAUUUAUCAUAUUCCUUAAUAGGUCUAUUUUGUUGAAACUAUACAUUAUGUUGAAUCCAUUAGUAGAUAGAUAACAAUGUGGCUAUAUAGAAAAUAAAAAGUGAGUUUGUUAGUAAUGAUGACUAAUGUAGUCUAAUGAAAUGUAAAUUUACAUUUUUAAACAAUUUUAGACUUGGAUAAGUGAGCACUUUUAUAAUAUUACUAUGGAUUUUAUUAUUAUGUAAUGCAGUAAUGAAAGCAAUGAAAGUAUAUGAAUUGAGAAACACUUUUGAAGUAUGUUAAAAAUAAUAUUCAACAUGUAUAUCAUAUUAUAUAUAUUAAUAAGACCAUCGACACCAUACAAUAUAGUAUUAUGUCGAUAGUGUCUCUCAUGUUACUCCUGAGAACUAAAGUGUUUGGCAUCUGUAGUCACUAAUAUCUUUUUAUUCUGCAAACCGAAAUAUAUCUAUGUAAGCACAGCUGUUUGGCGACAUAAACACAAUCGAGUUUGAAAAUGAAAGUAUAUUCACACGUAACUUUCGAGAUUCGUAAUUAAACGACAAGAAAGGAACCCUUAAGAAUGUAAAGAGAAGUCUUCGUGUUUGUUCACAUCUCUGUCUGCUUAGGUUGUUCAUGUGUGACAUAAUUUUUUUUAUACAACUUUAGUGGCAAUCAAACAAGCAAAUGGCCCGUCUGAUAGUGAACAGGCUUACCAUAGACCAUGGAUGUCUGUAACACCAAAGAUGUCACGCGCGUUUUGCCAGUCCUAAAGAAACCCUAAUACGCCCUUUUUGAAGAACCUCAUGCUGUAGUUUCUAAGAAAAGCCUCGGCAGGAAGAUCAUUCCACAAUCUGAGUGUUCGUGGGAGGAAGCUGUUUUGAAAUUGUUCUGUUUAUUAUAUGUUUAUUAUUAUACACUUAUUGAAGUCCGAUAUUUAUGAUACUAUUAUGCAGAUUUAAAAAGCGAUUUUCAUAAAAGUUGUAUAAGAAUUGAAAAAAGUAGAGGCCUAAAUCCUAAUGCACUGUCAGAUAAAAAAAAAUUGUUACGUCAUACUUAGUAGCAAAUCGCUUUAAUCUAUAAAAAUCCCGUGUUAAGAUGUUAAUCUCCGAAACUGCUACUGAUUUUAAUAAAAUUUUGUAAAUUUGUAUUAUUUGUUCCAACUUAAAGGGAUAGGAUAAUGUUAUCCUUAUAAGAUAAAAUGAACCCGGUAACUGACGGUAGGGGGCAGAACAAUGUUUGCCAGUUCAGGUAUGACUUUUUAUUUGCUGUUAUUUUUGGGUGAUGUGAUAAAUGCUCGAGGAGGCUCUUUUCUGGGAGUUUUUGAGCUACUACAUAUGUAGGUAUAAGUAUGAAGAUUCAGAAUUUAAACAGUCGCUUUCUCUUUUACUUUGAAAGGCUAAAUAUUAAUAUUUUUUACUAAUAUUGUAAAUGUGAAUUUGUUUUUUCUAGGCGACUUACCGGCUUAACAAAUUGUCAUGAAAGACAUGAUAAAGGACAGGUAGGCUACUUUUAUCUCGGUCACGCGGACAGCUAGUUAACACUUCUGUACUAUAUUAUAAAGAGGAAAGAUUUGAUUUUUAGUAUUUUUGUUUGCAACGGAGAAACUCAAAAAUUACUCGAUCGAUUUUAAAAUAACUUUCACAUAUAAAAAGCUAUAUUAUAUGCGAGUGAUAUAGGCUAUAUUACAUUAUUUAAAAGAAAAAGUUUCCUACGAAAAUUGAGAUUCAUGUAAUCAUUAUAAAAAUAUGAGAACUUUAAAACAGUGUUAUAAGGCCCUAUUAGAUAAUGUGUAUAAGAUGUACCAAAUGUUAGUAUAUAUCUUCAAUGCAGAGAAGUAAAAACUUAAUAUUUUGUCGUUGCUGGCCAUUAUUGGCUUUCAUUAGAUAUCCUUUCGACAAACGUUAUACGCAGGAGUUGAACGCUGAAUACUAAGGCCGGUCUGUAUUAGAGGACGUAAAUAAAAAAAUAGAUGGAGAGUGUUAUUUAUGAAGGAGGAAGAGAAUAUCUACUAGAAAUAACAACUGAUAGAAAUAGAAGAAGGAAUAGAUACUUUAUUUAUCAGACAAUAUAGGCAUUUAUAAUGAGUGCAUUAUAAUACAUUUAAGAGUCUUAAUUACGAAUAAAUUAAGUAUAAUUAUCUUUUAUAGGCGCGAAUAGCUAAAUAGACAUAGUAGAUUUAACGGGGCUGUCUCCUUACAGUAGUACUCGUCUUAGGCAAAUGACUGAGCGCGCGCUCACUAGGCACUGCUAAACUGCAGUAGUUGUUGGACCGUAACGCGCGGUGCGCAACCAUCCCCGGUUUCUAAAUGCUGAUCCAAUUUUAUUGCGAUUAUUUUAUGCACAACUUCGAUUUCUCUGUUCCUCGCGAAACGUAUAUUUUUACUAAAUAUGUUGCGUAAAUAUGUACUACCUAACAACUUAUAAAAAAAAAUUUUACUCAUUGUAUUGUAUGUAGAUAGUACAAAUGCAACACUAUCAUAAUCAUUAUCUAUGAUUUUCUUUUAUCGCUAUUAUUAAUCAUGAAAUAAUAUUUAUUUGUAGAAUACCUAUGUGUUCAAGGCCAAUGACGUAGGUACUUACCAGUUCUUAUUAAAUGCUUCGUACGGGAACGAUAUUAUUAUAUUAAAGAUAAACGGGCUACACUCACUCGAGCUACGGUCCACUGCACGACCUCUGAACUACCAUAAUGAAUUACCUACCUAUUGACAAUCUAUCGUUUUAGCUACAAAAGAUAAUUUUGUCGUUUGAUUUUAUUACCCCCGGAAGAUUUAAUGGAGACUGUAAAAGUUCACAUACCUACUUUAUAGUUGGUUACAUACUAAGUUUCCUCUUCUGUGAUAGGGCGGAAGUAUUUUUUAUCUGGAUAUUGUCGAGUUUAAGGCCAUGCUUCGAUUGCUCAGUCGUUUGAUCGUUUCGUGCACUACUACUGUUUAGGUGCCGUUACUGGCCCAGAUAGAGCUAAUUCGCCCGGACGUUGACGUAGGGAGUUGUAAUAGCAUGUUUAUUUCCCUGGGUUUCCGUCAGAGUUGGUCAGUGUCAAUCUGAGGUGUCAACUGUUGAGUGACAUUUAUUUUCUGGCAAUCCCAUUUAUUUUAUUAUCAGUAAGUACCUAUGCAAAGUUACAGCGUAAUUUACGCAAUAUCUAUAGGUCACGGUAGUGGUUUCACUCUUGUCUUUGUUUUUUAUAACGAUGAAAUUUAUAAUUGACUUCUGUAUUUUAAUAGUCAGAAUUAAUGUUUUAAUGCCAUAAGAAAUAAAAACUUCAGUUUGGUCAAAAUUAAUAUUAAAUGAAUCAGUACCAGUACGAGAAUAAUCUUUACUGAUUGGUAAGUUCAAAAUUAACGAGAUAUAACAUACACACAAAAUAAAUAUCAUCGAAUUACAUGCAUAAUCAUCAUUAACUAAUGAUUCUUCCCAGCUUCGUACAGAUAGAUAGAUAUUAGAAAGAAAUUAAUAUUUUAUAUUAGCUUUAUUAGUUAAAUUUAUAGUACUUUACAUAAUUUUAAUUUUCGUAGGAAUUGCGAAUGAUUAUGAAAAUAAUAUAUAGCUAAUAAUGUAGCUUUAUACAGGUCAAAUAAUUUUUAAAUUGGGCGAGUAGUUUUGAGUUUAUCCGUUACAAACAGACAGAAAUCUUCAUAAUACUAGUAUAAAUAAAUAUUAUUAUUUUCGGAGAUACAUUUCAACAAUGUGUAUAAAAAUGCAAUAAAAAUAAUAUAUAAAAAAUGGAAGGAUAUGUUAGUUAUUAUUAAUUCUGUUGUGUAGUACUACCACAGAGUAGGUAUAUUAUUGUGGAUUUGUGGUAUACUUUUAGAACAUUCACUAAACCGUAAUUAUUUCCCGUCAUAAUAUAUAAUCUCGUAAACUGGUUCAAUAAGAGGCGCAGCUGUCUUUGUAUAUAUAUACCUAUUCUGUAUAUAUAUACAAAGACAGCUGAGAGUCUGUGUUUGUAUAUACCUAUAUAAAAGUUAGUCAUAACAUAAGAAAGAGUUAAAUAUUUAACAAGUUAGGUAUGGAAUAGCGGGUUAUAUAUUUUGAAUCUAAUAAUGAUAAUAAGACUAGGUAUUCACACCAAUAUUCGACACAAAGCGGCUGGUCUAAAUUUCCUACAGAGAUUCUCGACUUACUCUCAUAUGGAGAUAAUACUCGUAUGUGCAGUUGUAGGACAUGGUUCAUCGUCAUUUAAGAUAAUUGAUGUUCCUCUACAAGUCGAAUAGGUGCCAGUCGUGAAGGGACAUUACUUUUAGUAAUAUAUACCUCUAUGGUGCCACUAUUAAGUUUUAUUACCAUUUAACGACCCGUUCCAUACUCUCGUUCGUGUCUGAGGCUAGUUUAAAAGAGAUUAUUGUAAUACACACUCCUGUUGGUACACUCAACAAAAUUACUUACGUGUGUAUACUUUGAAACGUGAACGUUCCUAAAAAAUAAUGAAAUAAUAUGCACUAACUACUUACAUAUUCUCAGCGAUUGUAAGUGGUUAAAAUAUGUUUAACUAUGUAAUCGAAUAGGGAUAUAUGUAUAUUUUUAAGAAAAUUAGAAUGGCAAGCCGUCAGUGUACCUGAUGGAUAUUGGUAUCAUUAUUAUUAAGUAUUACUACUUAUUAUUAUAAUCCUCCGCUUCCAGCCUAAGAAUAGGCUUUACUCAAUGUCUUACAUUCAACCAACGCAUUCUCCUGCUUUUUGCAUGGUCCUUUUAGAUCGGUGGUCUAUUAAACAGGGAUUUUUAGUAACCCCUGCCCUAUCGUGACCACCUUUUUAACUAGGAAUAUAUUUUUAAUGGGUAAAAAUAUAAUGAGUACCUUUUAUCUGUGCUAUUGGUACUUAUACAUUGACAAGGCACUAGUAAUGGAUAGUAGAUGACGAUGAAGGAAGGUCAAUCAACCUAUAGUGAUUAAUUUACCAGGAAUUAACUUCUAAUAAUUAACCACGAUGGGCCAACUGAUCUGUGUCAUUUCCACCUAUCAUCUCUCACUGGUGCCCCGCCAGCGUAUUCCGUUAGCGCAGGCAGGGCUACCAUUCAUUAUCAUCCAUUAUAAAAAAAAUACCUUUUCCUCUUCUUGACUAGGAUUAGUAAAGCUGCCGUAUACUGUAGGUCACAUUAUUCUAACGUCUGCAGUUUAGAAAUUAUGUCCUUAAGUCGCUCACGCUGAUCAGCUGUCUUAAUGAGGUAUUAAAAAAUAGAAGUGAUUCUAUGUUACAUAGAUGGAAAUAUGUCGGUAGUUAUGGAUAUACCUGCUUCCAGUUAUUUUAAAUGUAUAUUUCAUAAUUACUGAUGUAUUUAUUAUUCAGAUAAAAAAAACAUAUUAAUAACUAUUUGUUGCAUUUAUGUAAAUGGUCAGUCGGAUAUAGUUUAUAUUUUCCCUACCCAUGGUAGGUAUAUGCUGAUAAUAUUAAUUAGCUUUGGUUUGUUACUUUGUAUUUGUUUUUGCUAUUUGUAUGCUCGUGUUUAUAACGCUAAUAUAUCUAGGUAUAUACCUAUUUUUAUUUUAAUAAGCUAGUUGCAUUUUGUCAUAUGAUAAUUGUACUGGUAAAUCUCCAAUAGAAUUAUAAUUCUCGAUAGAUUCUGAUCAAAAAUACACCAAUACAAUAAGGAAAAUAAAUUGGACGUACAUACUUUUCGGCCUUUGUUAUUGUAUGAUUCAUAGCUUCGUUUCUAAGUUUUUUAUUAUCAAAACAAAGUUUUAUUGAUAGAGUAACAAUUAAAAUCUUAUUGCGUUAUUAAAAUUGUAUUAUAUAGAUAAUGUAGAAAUAGUCAAAAACCUUCACAAAGCUUUUUGAAAGAUAGGCAUUGUUAUGCACAUGUCGCAAGUUACGGCUUAUAUCUGAGGUAGGUAAUUGUUUACGUUUGCUUUACCGCUACAAUUGUUGUUGCUAAUUAUUCUAGCAAGGUGGUACCUGUGUCAAAAUUUUUUAUUUUUCAUAGAAAUGAGACACGUGUUGUUAUACUAAGUUAUGACUACACAAAUUUUUCAGUAAAAUCCGUUACUAAUUUUUGCGUGCAGUGUACAAACCAACGGUGUACAGUGGUCUCUGGUACAGAUAUGAUUUCUGUUACCGGCUAUAGUUCUCGAACUCCAAGUGACAAUAUAAUGAGUAAUAAACAGACAUUUCGCCUUUAUUUGUUGGUUACAGUAGCCUAUAUAUUGAACUGUGGACACUUGUAACAACAGUGACGCCACGUGCGCGAUUAACCAUUCCAUCCUCCUGUAGCCGUGUUGCCAGUACUAAUUGACAUAUGGUUAUUGUAGUGAAUAUAAGUCCCGUGAGGGUCCAAUAUUAUGAUGCCUUAAAAUUGAUAAUGAUGGAACCGGAUGCUCCUCACAGGUUGUCUAUACGCCCACCGAGAUUCACCAAUAUCACGAAGAGUAUUCGAUUGCCAAGUAUAGAAUUAAUGCCUAAAUGUUUUAUAAGCAGCCUAUGAGCAGGCAAGGUCUCGCUUGGAAUAGAAGCACAGAGCGUCUCCCGCGCACCACGUUGACGUUGCUCGCGCGCUUCUACUGCGUGUGGGGCAGCUAUAAAUACAUACACACCAACAUUCGCUGCACGUCCGUUCUAUAUAAAUUUGUUGGGCAAUAUAAUUAAAAAAAGUUUACUAAAAUAACAAAAACAUCCGAUUGUAAGAAUCGUCGCAGCUCUGUUUGAUGAACAAUAUUUUUUAACAAUACUACAAAAUUGGUUACGGAUGCUCGUCCUCUUAAUAUAAUAAAUGCGAAAGUUUGUAACGAUGAAUUGAUGGGUGGAUGUUUGUUAUUCUUUCACGUAAAAACUAGAAGACAGAUUUGAAUAAAAUUUGGUACACGGGUAGGUAAUAUCCUAACUUAGUACAUAGGAUACUUUAUGUACUGAUUCACGUGGGCGAAACCGCGUCAUAUAGCUAGUCAUAUGAAUCCUAUUUGUAUCUAGGGGUAGUGAGUAUAAAAUACAUAUUGAAAUAAAACGCUGUCAAAUAACAGGAUUAAGUACUCAUGAAUGUAGUUUGUAGCGGAUAACAAUUGAAAUGGCGUAGUUUGUGAAUCCGACAUCGACGUGAAUGGUUGGGUGCUCUUCUAUGUUCCCAUGCUCCGACGUUCUCAUGGAAACAAUCGAUGCGGGCGAAGCAACGUUAUUAAAUCGAAUGGUGCUAUUUAUAUUUACGUUAAAUAACUGCAUUUAUAUGCCCCCAUUUUUAUACGACUAAAUAUAUAAGGAUAUUGCAUUAGUAAUUAAUAAACAUAUCUUAAACAUACAUUUAUUAUUAGUCCAAACACAGUAGGUAUAUAAUAAUAUGUAAGUGUACACAGAUUAAAUAAAUAUUGUCAUGUGCAAAUAGAAAUGAAAACUGACCGAUGAUUGUGUAAAUUAUAUUCGUGUAGUACAGAUGCAAAAGGAAAUUUGUUUGACGUCGAUAACUUACUGCCUUACAUUGACACCUAAUAUGGUUUGAUCACGUCAGUCUAUGUAUGCAGCUACAUUUCCAGAUUCUUGGAGAAGUCAAAACAAAAGUCUAUUAUCCUACUUCUUAUUACUAUUAUAAACGCGAAACUUUAAGCACGUAUUGAUGGAUUUUUUUUUAUACAACUUAGAAUGAUAAACAAGCUGACGGCCCAUCUGAUGGAAAGUGGUAACCGUCGCCUAUAGACAUGAGCAGUACCAUGGACAUAACAGAGUACCUAUACUGUUUCGCCCAUGAUACCCCCCAUGCGUUGCCAUUCUUGAGGACUCUGGUGUUAUUCCUAUGUACCCAGUAAAUUCACGCCAUAUCCCAUCCUUCAAAUCAAAACACAGCCGUGCAAACACAACUGCUUCACUGUUGAAACACGAAUAGGACAGAGGUACCCAAGCAAUCGACUUUUAUACAAAGACUCCCUCUGGUAAAAAGAUGGAUAUUUGUUUUUCAAUACCCUCAAUGUGCUGAACAGAUUUGAAUGAAAUAUGAUAUACGACAAGGUUAAAAUAUGGGGUACUUUAUAUACUGAUAAACCAGGGUAAAGCCACGGCAAACAAUUCGUGUUAAUAAGUGUCCUUUAUGACUAUUUGUUAAACUAAUGUUGUUAGAAAUAAAUCAAGUCGGGAUAUUUUAAAAAUGUGAUUGCUGUAACUAUUAGCAAUCGUGCGUGUUUGGUCCUCGGUAGGUUCCUCGAAGAUGUUGAAAAAAAUUUUUUUAGAUAUCACAUUAGCAACCUCCUAUUUCUGCUGCUUGCACAAACUUGAUUGGUCAGAUAGAACAAUAUCUUAUUUAUUGAGAAAGGGUAUUGACUAUGUAUAUCUAUGUAAAAGCAAUAAUGAAUUUAUUGCUUUUAUGUCCCCACUUAAGCCUCCCUCAUAGAUUGUCAUAAGUAAUGAGCCUGGACUGUGUGUAUUCACAGAGUCCUUUAAUAAAUUAGCGGUUGUCGCUACGUACAUCAUUAAGAACACUUAGAUGUAUUAGUAAUAUUCGUUAUUAUUACACAUUUUACUAUUUACUCAAAUAUUUUGUGUUAUUAUUAGUAAAUAGAGUAUGUUAUACGGGUACAUGUGACACCCUAUGUUUAUAUGCUUUUUUUUAUUAGGUCCGUAUGCAAAUGUUAGUUACAUUAUUUUUACGUGUAAGUUAAAAUGACACUUCGUACAAUCCUACUUAAUAAGCCAAAACAAGUUUCAUAAUUUAGCCAAAAGAAUACGAUAUACAACUGCAAGCUUCUUUUAGUGGGUAGUCUGACAUAUUCCACAAUGUAGACGCAUUUCUCUUUGUCAGAUUUUAAACUUGGAACAUGUUUUUAUAUGCAACACUGUUCCUGCUAUCAGAUACGUAGGACGUCAUGAAUACAAUUAUGAUUUUUAACAUGUAGGGGAUAAGUAAUAAAUUACUGUACCUACACGUUUCGGGUAGCGGAUGGGAUGAGCAACACGUGCUCGGUUUCCAGUGGUCUACACAAUAACAUCAUGAGAGACGAGCAUUGUUUAGCCGGUAGCCCUCAAAUUGAAAUGGUACCACGUGUUGAACAGGUUUCAGAUAUUUGGAUAACUUCCGUUUAGUUACUGCAUCAAUAUUUUAUAUUUGUAUAUAUUAUUUAGUAUUUAUUUGUAAUGAGAUAAUACUAUCAUUGAGCUAUUACGUUAUAAGUGCUAUUUAUGUGUUUUUAAAUUUAAAAACAUUUUUAUAUUUUUGUGUUGACAAAAUACUUUUAUGGUAGACUGUACGUGGGCGCCCGUCGUCUUAUUAAGAUUAACGACUCUCAGGUAUUUUAUAUUUAUGUAAGUACCUACUUAUAUGAAAUCUUAUUAAUAUUCUUUAUAGUGAAAUGGUAAAGCAUAAGCUCGACAAAGCAAAAAAUAAAAUUAGACUAAUAAAAGCAUAGAAAUUUGUUCGUGAAUGCAGUCGAGCAACAAAAUGGUGCAUUUAGAAUGAUUUUUGUAAGCUUUUUUACCAGUAUUACUAUUAAAACAAUUGGAAAAAAAUCCUUUUAUUCCAUCAAAAAUGUCUAAUUCUAGUGUCGUCGUAUUGAUUAUUUGCUCAUUGCUGUUCUACAAUAUUUUAGGGUCUAAAUAAUCAUGAAAAAAUUUGUAUGUACUUAACAGUAAAUAUAUAUUUAUUUUUAAUUUUAUUCAUUUAUUAGAUGCACAAGACAACUUUACAACAAUAUAUUUAACAACAACAAUACAGACUUUGUGUAUCCUGGCAAGAUAUAUUAUUAAUGUACGUUACACUAUCAAUUACAUUGUCUGUUAUUCAUUUUUAUUGAUAAUAUCGAUGAAGCUACUUUUGAAGACGCGAAUAAAAAUGUCCUUACUAAGGUAUUUUUUCCCAUAAAAUCCUGCUAGUAAAUCACUUUUCGGAUAGAUGAUAGGCGUGGCGGCUGGAAGGACAUCGUAAAAUUACUUUUAACAUUUCUGUAGCUAUAUUUUUAGGAUAUAUAUACGAUUGAAAUUAAUAAUGGUCUAAUCCACUGACUUAUAUAAUUCCUAAAUUUUUUAUGUAAAUUUGAAUAUAAAACCAUUUUGUUAAAUUUAAAAAAGAUAAAAUUUUUGUAGUGUAGUUUUGAUAACUCGAUCCAUCAAUCAGGUGAUUGAUAAAUCAGACUAUCGGAGCUAACUAUUACCAUAGUAGUUAGGUAUAUCAUUGAAGAAUUAUUCACUAGAUCCUAAUUUCUAAUUAAGAGUAAGUCAAUAAGAGACGAAGCAUUGCAUCGUCAAUGGGUAUUAAUGAACAUAAGUAAUUUUAUGUAAGAAUAAUCAAGUAAAAGUAUCGAGAAUUGAACCUAUAAUAAAGGUACUCAUCAGAAGUGAAACUAUAUCGAAUUGUUUAUCACGAACUGGUUUUUGUACGUGUCUAGUUAUUAUAGGAGUUUUUGCGUGCGUGUGUUUAUUCGUAACAUGCGAUACACAAUGUUCCCCGUAUACAUUGGUGCCGUAUUAGAAAUAUCCACUCGACUGUGUGUACAAUAAAAAGUGAAAUCAUAUAAUAACACAAAAUGUUAGUGAAAUUUUUCCUUGAACGUUUAUUACCAUAAUAUCAUGUUUACCCACCUAAGUAGGUUACUUAACGUUAUUAUACAUUAUAUUUGUUUAUUAUAUGAGUUUAAAUUUGCACAGACUGACGAGACUUGUUGGUCAUAAACACUAAGUUUGGCAAUACUACAAGUAAUACUCGUAUUGCUGUGUUCAAGUCAGGCUCAAGUGUCAUUUGAUAUUUCUUGGAAGAAGAAACACGAUGUCAUUGUACUUUACUAGCAACCCUCUACGUUCAUUAUUUUUAUACUCUGCUAGAUUCUAAAUUACAUUUUCCUAAAGUUAUUUCUAAAAUAAAAAAAUACAUACUUCAUGCUGAUUCUUAAUAUAAUUAUUGUGCUGUAUAUCAAAUUGAAAUUUUAAAUUCAGAUAAUGGAGUUUCAAGAUUAUUCUACCAGUUUUGGCGGUAAGAGUGUUUAUUUGGUAAUGUUUGGGAAGUGUUCAUUACUACUGGAGGCUAGAGAGUUAGUCAGAUACAGAUUAAAAUUAACAAGUUUUUUUUUAGUUUGAUCGAAUUAUUUAAGGGUCAGAUUAAAAACUGUAGUCUGAUGAAUCAGGAAAAACUACCAGUGGGUCAAGAUUUUCAAUGAAAUACUUAUGUAUUUAUUUAUGACCUACAACAUCGUUGUAAUUUUACAUAAAGAAUAAAUGUAUUGUUCUAGAAAUACGAUUGUGUUGAGUCAGUCAUAUAUUAACAUUAGAUAAGAAUCGGAUUCAUUUGCAUAUUAUGGUACGUUUAUUGGUUCAUUGUGAUACAGAAUAAUCAGAUUAUGGAAAAUGUCACACUGUUUGACCCUAAACAAACAUUAGUGAACAAUUUAUGUCAUUUUAAUUUAUCGUAGUUUUUAAUUCGUAGUUUAAAAUUCUAUACGUGCUUUACAAACAUUAUAACCUUAAACUCCAAAUACUGAUGUUAUGUUAAUAAGAAAAACAGUAGAAUGCUCCUAUUAAAUUAUAUUGAUUUAUCUACUGUAAUACUUAUGUUUAUAUAUAAAAUAGUACCACUAUGACUUUUUAUUGUUAUUAUAUUAUUAUAUUUCAUUUCUUACGAAGAGAAAGGAUCUUUUCUAAUCUCGUUGAUAUUCCAACUUCUCUGUUUCGUAAUGAAGGUAACUUGUAGGAAUUGCUAAGUUCAUUCAUAAAACAUGUAGCCGAGCGCACGUGGCUCCAGGGGUGAGGGUGGCACUGUGAGACUGUCUUUAGAAAGCAACUUUGUUUUGUUUCUUUUAUCAUAAGACUUUCUCACAUUAUGUAUGAUUAAAGAUAUAAUAAUAUUAGCAACAAUAAAAACAGCCCUUUUAUAAGUUUUUUUUUUUCCAUUAAAAAAAGUUUUCCUGCAAUAUAUUAUAAUCUUUUGUAGAAACUUCUUAAUUAAAUUAUCGGAUUAAAAUAAUAUGCAGCCUGUGUUUCUCGCUGAUAAUGUACCUUUCUAUAUAGAUUAAGUAGUUUUUGAGUUUAUCCAAUACAAAUAAACAAUCAAAUCUUUCUUCUAUGUAACAUUAGUAUGGUAUAGAUAUAGGACUUCUAAAAUUAAUAUUGUAGAUAGUUCCAUUUAUUAUUACAGAUAAAGUAAAUAAUACCUAUAACUGCUUUUGUUUCUCUACUAGUGUAUACUUAUAGGCGCUUGGUACUUUGCCAAUUCCGCAAAGUUCAAUGUCGACUUUAUGCGUGAAACAAGGCUUUGUCACAAUAUUAAAGUAUUUGAACACAGCGUCAUUUUUCCAAUAAUAACAUACGUAUGCAGCAGCAAAUGUGGGAGUUGGUAGGCAGCUAAUGGUUUUCUCUUUGAGUUCGCGUUGAUAGGCAACAAGUGUUUUCUAGUAGCUUACAACAAAGGUCAUUGGGAAGUAGCACAGAUGUUUUUACUGUUCUUUAUCUGCCGUCGAAUCGAGCGAAAGGUAUCAUCAUAGUGCCACGUUUCCCGGUGAAAUCGCGUAUUCUCACACGGCUGACAAAAAAAAUGGUGGUAUCACUUGAAGCAGUUAAUUGUAUUGAAAUAUGCGGUGCGCGUCUUACAAACAGCGUACCUAGUGAAGAAUCGGGCUAGCGUGUGUAUGUAUAGUUGAGUCACGGUUACUUCGAUGGCAAACCGCCAAUGUUUCCGACACUUCCAACCAACGGUAGGCCAAACUACGCAGCUAUAGUCAAUGAAAAUAGCCGUCGUACAGUCUCCCAGUCGAAGAUUCUGAGCUUUAAGUAGAUAAUGCAGUAAUCAGAAGAAAAAUAAAGUGUGUUACUUUAAUAAGCAGCUGUAACGUUGUACAAUAUAACGUAUUAGCAAUAUAAUCAUUCCUUAGCACAAUGUUAAGGAAUGAUUAAAACAUCAUUUUAAUUUGUAACGUAUAGAAUUAUUAGUGAAUUAAAUUUAGAAAUAGUAGCAAAUUUUGUGAGUGACGGGAUUGAUAUAAAAGAAAUAAGAAAUGUUCAUGUGACCUGUCUGUCUUAUUACAUUUUUUUUUUAUCAAACAGACCGUAUCGUACUAGAGUUUGUUACCUAUUUCUGUUGAGAUUUUUCUCAGAGUGUGUUUGGUGUAAUUUUUGUUUUAUAUAAAUAUUUUAAGUCCUUUAUUAUACAUAUACACUAUUUUUAUUCAUACAAAACUUAAUCGUAGUUUUCGUAUAUCUACGUAGAUAUUAUUUUAUAUUGUAAGGAAUAAUAUGAUGAUGAAUAACAUGUAUCUUUGAAAAUACUCGUAUAUUAAUUAAAGUAGUUAUAGUUGCAAGAUAAACAGCAAGACUGAAAGUGAACGUGGUUUGCUCGAGAAAUUGGCUGAUUGGCUGUGCAGUUACACCAUACAUCACAGAGUCUGCGAGUGACAUCAACCUUAUAAGCUACUUAUUGAGAGCAAGUUGGAGGGUAGUUUUGUUUAAUAUAUUUUGUUAUAAUCUUUAUUAACAUUAAACAAGUUCUGGCAAUAUU
Messenger RNA from Galleria mellonella (greater wax moth), 16644 nucleotides. RefSeq names its product ras-related protein Rap-2c (gene Rap2l). The transcript has 2 exons. Bases 354 to 899 code for a protein of 181 amino acids. NCBI's taxonomy places the organism in Eukaryota, Metazoa, Arthropoda, Insecta, Lepidoptera, Pyralidae. Gene Ontology annotation, molecular function: GTP binding; GDP binding; GTPase activity. Gene Ontology annotation, cellular component: plasma membrane. The record is from RefSeq and is a predicted model, not a curated record. Gene Ontology annotation, biological process: negative regulation of cell migration; Rap protein signal transduction.